AUGGAGGAAAAUCAGACCUCUGUCACAGAGUUCAUCCUGCUGGGAUUUCCCCUUGACUCAACGACUCAGGUGUUUCUCUUUGUGCUCUUCUCCCUGUUCUUUGCCUUCACCCUGCUGGGGAACGGGGCCAUCCUGGGGCUCAUCUCCCUGGACUCCAGGCUGCACACCCCCAUGUACUUCUUCCUCUCACACCUGGCCAUCGUGGACGUAGCCUAUGCCUGCAACACGGUGCCCCAGAUGCUGCUAAACCUCCUGAGUCCAGCCACGCCCAUCUCCUUUGCUGGCUGCAUGACACAGACCUUUCUCUUUCUGAGUUUUGCUCACACCGAAUGUCUUCUCCUGGUGGUGAUGUCCUAUGACAGGUAUGUGGCCAUCUGCCACCCACUCCGAUAUUCUGCCAUCAUGAGCUGGAGAGUCUGCAUCAUGCUGGCAGUGACUUUUUUUUUAGGAGUCCUCCUGGCCCUAGUACACCUAGCAUUACUCCUACCAUUGCCCUUCUGUGGACCGCAUAAAGUUAAUCACUUUUUCUGUGAAAUUGUAGCUGUUCUCAAGCUUGCCUGUGCAGAUACCCACAUUAAUGAGACCAUGGUUUUGGCUGGGGCAGUGUCUGUGCUGGUGGGACCAUUCUCCCCGAUUGUAAUAUCCUAUAUUCACAUUCUACGUACCAUCUUAAAGAUCCAGUCAGGGGAGGGGCGCCAGAAAGCCUUCUCCACCUGCUCAUCCCACCUCUGUGUGGUUGGACUCUUUUAUGGCACAGCCCUUAUCAUGUAUGUUGGACCCCAUUAUGGGGACCCCAAAGAGCGGAAGAAAUAUCUGCUACUGUUUCACAGCCUUUUCAAUCCCAUGCUCAACGCCCUGAUCUAUAGUCUGAGGAACAAAGAAGUCAAAGCUGCUCUGAAGAGAAUGCUUGAAAAAGAGAGAACUUGA
Camelus dromedarius (Arabian camel) is the source of this 927-nucleotide messenger RNA. Its product is annotated as olfactory receptor 2A25. Gene Ontology annotation, molecular function: olfactory receptor activity; G protein-coupled receptor activity. Lineage: Eukaryota; Metazoa; Chordata; Mammalia; Artiodactyla; Camelidae. The record is from RefSeq and is a predicted model, not a curated record. Gene Ontology annotation, cellular component: plasma membrane. Gene Ontology annotation, biological process: detection of chemical stimulus involved in sensory perception of smell; G protein-coupled receptor signaling pathway.